Molecule: messenger RNA, 3727 nt
Organism: Pollicipes pollicipes
Lineage: Eukaryota; Metazoa; Arthropoda; Thecostraca; Pollicipedomorpha; Pollicipedidae
Product: platelet glycoprotein V
Exons: 3
Coding region: 301-1821 (506 amino acids)
Molecular function (GO): protein binding
Source: RefSeq, a predicted model, not a curated record
GUGAGGUGCGGCGCGUAGCGCGCGGACCGCACGCACCGCGGCGGUGCGAGGCGGCGCAGCCAGCCAGCCGGUGUGAAAGUGGUCGCAAGUGGGGAUUAGCGCAGCGGCGACGGCAUGACUAGCUCCGGCGACUGACGGCCUGCUCAGCACCGCUCUCGCAGGUGCGCCAGUCGGGGGCGUGGCUGAGGCAGUCGUGGCGCCCGAUCGACAGCGUCAGCGCGGGUUUGCCCUGCUGCCGUAUCUUAUCAGGCCUCGGCCGGUCGUCAUGACCACGCCUGAUGGGCUAACGCGCUGGAUGCGAUGCGACUCGGCUGGUGUUUGCGUUUGCUGCCGCUGGCGGCGCUGGCGGCGGUGACGGCGGCCGUCUGUCCGUCGCGCUGUCGCUGUGAUGACACCGCGCUGGAAACCAACUGCACGGGCGCCCGGCUGAACAGCUUUCCAAUCGCACUCAACCCGCGCCUCAAACGUCUCCUGCUGGCCGACAAUGCCAUCCGCCGCCUGGACGCCAGCAUGGUGUCCUCGUACAACUUCCUGGAGUAUCUCGACCUCAGCAGCAACAACAUGGUGAGCGUGCAGGCUGGCAGCUUCGCGGACCAGAAGAAUUUGCUAGAGCUGCGGCUCAGUCAGAACCAGCUGCUGGAGCUGGAGCCGCAGGUGUUCCUCGGCCUGAAGCAGCUCAGCGUGCUCGACCUCAGCCACAACCGGCUUCGCGAGCUGCCCGAGGGCCUGCUGCAGCCGACGCCGCUGCUGCAGCAGCUGAACCUGGCCGGAAAUCUACUGCCGACCCUGACGGCCGGCGCGCUGCUGGGUGCCGUCAGCCUGCGCCGCCUUAACGUCGCCGACAACGAGCUACGCCAGGUGCCGGCGGCGGCGCUAGCGCAGCUGGCGGAGCUCGACUCGCUCAGCCUGGCCGGCAACAGCAUCACGCGUCUGUCGGCCGACGAGCUGGCGCUGGCCGGGCCACGCCUCACCGACCUCAGCCUGGCCGGUAACCAGCUGACGGCGCUGGCCGGGGGCACCUUCCGUCGGCUGACGUCACUGCGCCGGCUGAACCUGGCCUCCACGGCGCUGGCGACUGCCGACGCCGAGACGUUUGCCGGCCUGCAUCGGCUGGAGGAGCUGCACCUGGGCGGCAACCCUCUGUCCCGUCUGGGAGCCGCUGCGCUUAGCACCCUGCCGCGGCUGCGGCUCGUCGCGGCACGCGCGUGCCCCGGCCUCAACACGAUCGAGGCGGGCGCCUUCGCGCACAACCCGGCGCUGGACACGGUGUUGCUGGAGGAGAACCCGAGCCUGGCGGCGCUGCCGCGCGAGCUCUGCCUGCGCCUGCCACUGUUGCGCCGGCUCAGCCUGCACGCUAACGCGCUCACUUCGCUGCCAGCCGACGCGGCGGACUGGACGCGCGUGCACGCGGAUCUCAGCGGCAACCCCUGGCGCUGCGACUGUAAGUUGCGCUGGCUGGCGCAGCUGCCAGCCGCCGCCAACGCGAGUGGCGCCAUCUGCGCUGCGCCGGCGGCGCUGCGCGGCCGCCUCGUGCGCGACGUGGCGCCGGACGAGCUGGACUGCGGCGGUGCUGAGGCCAGCUCGCUAGCGCUCAUCGUGGGCUUGAGUGUGGCGGCGGCCCUACUGCUGCUGCUCGCCGUGCUGCUCUGCUACCGCUACCGGCACCGGCUGCACAAGAUGUUCAAGGUGCUGCCGUGGCGCGACCGGGUCGGGCUGAAGCGGAAGGAGCCGUACCACCACGGCACCACCUACUACUGCCAUGACAUGUAUGACCCGAUCCACCCGCGGGACAGCAAGCCCAUCCCCGUCACCGAGUUGUGAUCGCGUCGCCGCGCCCGCGGCUGCCGGUAGAGUAGUGCUAGUUACCAAAGACAGGGUGACCGCGGCCGGUCCCUCGAUUGGUGGCGGUGCGUGUUGGAGGUUGGAUCGCUCAGUGGCCUAUGAGGGGUUGACGUGACGGUGGUGCUGGAGUGAGGCCACACGACCGCCGGUGGGCCACGAAGUCAAGCAUAUCAUCUGUGUUGAGCGCUGUUUGGCGGGGGUGCCGCGUCAGCUGCCUCUGAGGCUGCUCUGGUGCCGCCAGCAGACUGUGAGGCUGUUGCGGCGCCGUCAGCUGUGUAUGGGGCUACUGCGGCGCCGUCAGUCGUCUGUGAAGCUGCUGUGGUGACGCCAGCUAUCAGGCUGCCGUGGUGUCGUCAGCUGUCAGUGAGGCUGCUGCGGCGCCGUCAGCUGUGUAUGGAGCUACUGCGGCGCCGUCAGCCGUCUGUGAAGCUGCUGUGGUGACGCCAGCUAUCAGGCUGCCGUGGUGUCGUCAUCUGUCAGUGAGGCUGCUGCGGCGCCGUCAGCUGUGCAUGGGGCUACUGCGGCGCCGUCAGCCGUCUGUCAGGCUGCUGUGGUGACGCCAGCUGUCAGGCUGCCGUGGUGUCGUCAGCUGUCAGUGAGGCUGCUGCGGCGCCGUCAGCUGUGUAUGGGGCUACUGCGGCGCCGUCAGCCGUCCGUCAGGCUGCUGUGGUGACGCCAGCUAUCAGGCUGCCGUGGUGUCGUCAGCUGUCAGUGAGGCGGCUGCGGUACCGUCAGCUGUCGGGCUGCUGUGGCGUCGCAGCAUUUCGCCUCACUGUACGGUCGACGCUUGGCCACCUCCUCCUUUCAUGCGAGUCAGGUGACGCGAGCUCCGCGUGGCGAGGUGCCUGCGCGCGGGCACCGCGGCGGGGGCGCACGGCCCUCCGUAGAUGCUAGUCUUCCCUCGGUCGUGGUUUUCGCGCACGUCGCGUCGGCAUUGUUGCGGAAAGUUGAUGGCCUCGAACAGUGAGCGUGCUUCAGCUGCCUUUGCUCCAGCAUGUGUUGCGCCUAGUUUAGUGUCGUACCCGUUUUACCACAAGUGAUUGAAAACGCGUUAUCAAUCAUGCGUAAUCCUUGGAAGCGUCAUUUUUUAACGCAGUUAUAACUAGCUGCAGCCGAAUAUGGACGUUGCGUGCCUCACGCACCCAAGCUGUCACGGCUAUGCAGAGGAGUGACCUUUGUUGCCGGUAAUCCUGGUUUGGAUAUUAUCAGAUCGCGCAGACUUGACGUGAUUUUGAGUGCGGAGCCGAGCGCCUCAGUCUGCGCCUGCCGCCGCCGCGCCUGCUCAGGGCUACUGGCAGCUUCCCGGCGCGGCGCGCUCUAGUCGUCGGUCGGCGCCGUCCGUUCGCCGGCCUCCGGCUUCUCCGGUGCAGCCGCAGGAUAAAAGGCGCCCGUCCGCUUUCUGUUGCCGCAGCCGUGAGCGUUUGUUUUUGUUAUGAUGCAUUCCAGUUUCAAUGGGGUGGCAGCGUGCCAUUCGCCAGGCUGCCUGGCGGGACCGCCAGGCGCUCGGCCCCCCUCUAUCAGCACAGAGGCGAACUGCGCCGGUGCAGUCGGCCCUCUGAGUAGUCGAAAGACGUCGGCGACCGUGGCCUGGCUUCAGACUCGCCUUCGGCCUUCGUCAUGGGCUUCAGCGGUUUUAUGCUGGCAGCGGUUGUCGAGCCCAAAUCACUUCAUCUAUGCAAAAUGUACAUAUUGCUGUGCGGAGCUCGUGGGGAUUGAGGUGAUGUGAACGUGCGCAACAGAGGCGUGCACCCCGAGUCCGCGUUUUGAUGCUCCCGUUUGUCCGUCGUCUUCGACCGCUUUCGAUUCUGGUAAGAUGCUUCGUAUGUUCCGGUAUGUGCCAAGCCUGUCAUGACCACGUAUUUGCAUAUUACAGUGAGUUACAUUG